CUAAACCGGGACUAAACCAGGACUAAACCAGGUCUGAACCAGGUCUGAACCAGGUCUGAAGCGGGUCUGAAGCGGGACGAUGGAAGGGGACGGUGUGCCCUCGAUCCUGGACAUCUCCAUCACUCUCGGGCUGCAGCCGAACGACGGGCCCGUGUACUUUAAAGUGGACGGGACUCGGUUCGGUCAGUGCCGGACCAUCAAGCUCCUGACCGGCUCCAAGUACAAAGUGUCCGUGGUCAUCAAGCCCGGGUGCGCCGAGGCCACGAGCAUGAACAUCGGGGGCGUGGUGUUCCCUCUGGAGGAGCAGUCCCGGGACGAACAGAGUGUUGUGUACGAGGGAAAAUACAACACUGAAGGAGUCCCACACACCAAGAGCGGAGACAGGCAACCUGUGCAAGUCAGCAUCGAGUUUAAAAAAGCCGGCACGUUUGAGACGGUGUGGCAGGCGAAAUUCUACAACUACUACAAGAGAGACCAGAGUCAGUGCGGAAACAAGUUCAGCUCCAUCGACUACGAGUGUAAACCCAACGAGACCCGGACGCUCAUGUGGGUCAACAAGGAGGCGUUCAACUGA
Messenger RNA from Periophthalmus magnuspinnatus, 574 nucleotides. It is a transcript of the gene cnrip1a, whose product is annotated as cannabinoid receptor interacting protein 1a. Lineage: Eukaryota; Metazoa; Chordata; Actinopteri; Gobiiformes; Gobiidae. The transcript has 3 exons. Gene Ontology annotation, cellular component: plasma membrane. The record is from RefSeq and is a predicted model, not a curated record. Gene Ontology annotation, biological process: negative regulation of signaling receptor activity. Gene Ontology annotation, molecular function: type 1 cannabinoid receptor binding. The coding region runs from base 80 to 574 and encodes 164 amino acids.